This is a messenger RNA of Ceratotherium simum simum (southern white rhinoceros), 1433 nucleotides long. NCBI's taxonomy places the organism in Eukaryota, Metazoa, Chordata, Mammalia, Perissodactyla, Rhinocerotidae. The record is from RefSeq and is a predicted model, not a curated record.
AUGUCAUCAUUCCGUGGGGCCACAGGGUCCCAGGAAACUCAGUGGCAGCAGAGCAAGUAUAAAUGGCAGAUCUAUACCUCAGAGAACUUCCUGUGUUCAGGAGACGUGUGCCUUGCUCGGGAGCCUGGGGCCCGGGGCACGGGGCUGGGGGCCCCCACCAACAAGUGGAGGGAGGUGCCCACCUCCAAGGGGACUGAAGAGGCACAGAAGAGCCACCACACGUACCUUCUCUACGACGUCAACCCCCCCGAGGGCUUCAACCUCCGCAGGGACGUCUACAUCCGGGUCGCCUCCCUCCUCAAGACUCUGCUGAAGACCGAGGAGUGGGUGCUGGUGCUGCCCCCCUGGGGCCGCCUCUAUCACUGGCAGAGCCCCGACAUCCACCAGGUCCGGAUUCCCUGGUCCGACUUUUUUGAUCUUCCAAGUCUCAACAGAAACAUCCCCGUCAUUGAGUACGAGCAGUUCAUUGCAGAGUCCGGCGGGCCCUUUAUUGACCAGGUCUAUGUCCUGCAAAGUUACGCAGAAGGGUGGAAAGAGGGGAGCUGGGAGGAGAAGGUGGAUGACCGGCCGUGCAUCGACCCGCCGCUGUACUCGCAAGACAAGCACGAGUACUACAGAGGAUGGUUUUGGGGUUAUGAAGAAACGAGGGGUUUAAACGUGUCCUGUCUGUCCGUUCAAGGAUCGGCUUCUAUCAUCGCGCCUGUGCUUCUGAGAAACACGUCAGCACGGUCCGUGAUGUUAGACAGAGCCGAAAACCUGCUUCACGACCACUACGGAGGAAAGGAGUACUGGGAUACCCGGCGGAGCAUGGUGUUCGCCAGGCACCUGCGGGCCGUGGGGGACGAGUUCAGAAGCAGGUACUUGAACUCCACGGACGAGGCAGACAGGAUCCCCUUCGAGGAGGACUGGACCCGGAUGAAGGUCAAGCUGGGCUCCUCACUGGGGGGCCCGUACCUCGGAGUUCACCUGAGGAGAAAAGAUUUCAUCUGGGGCCACAGAGAGGAUGUGCCCAGUCUGGACGGCGCCGUGAAGCAGAUCCGCAGCCUCAUGAAGACUUACCAGCUGGACAGGGUGUUCGUGGCCACAGACGCCAUCAGAAAGGAGUACGAAGAGCUGAAAAAGCUGUUGCCUGAGAUGGUGCGCUUCGAGCCCACGUGGGAGGAGCUGGAGCUGUACAAGGACGGCGGCGUGGCCAUCAUCGACCAGUGGAUCUGCUCACACGCCAGGGUUUUCAUUGGCACCUCGGUCUCCACGUUUUCUUUUCGGAUUCAUGAGGAAAGGGAAAUUCUGGGGUUGGACCCCAAGACGACAUACAACCGAUUCUGCGGAGACCAGGAGAAAGUGUGCGAGCAGCCCACGCACUGGAGGAUCGCGUACUGAGCCCGCGCCCCCUGGUCCCCUCUGCCCUGGACCUCUCGUGCCCGCUGUGCACU